ACCACACUUUUGAUCGUGAAGGUCACCUGGGGGCAAACGGUAUCUUCUGUUAAUUUUUUAUUGUGUUGUUAUGUGGCCUAGUUUUUACUUGUGGAUAUAUUUAGUCAAAACUGUCACAGAAGUCAGAUUCCGUUUUGUGCUCUGGGGUAAGAACAUCAAACAUUAGUGUCAGUUCGUCACUAACAUACUAUACGCUUCUGAAUGUAACUAUAGCCUAUAGGCUUUUCUUGAAAGCUCGGACACUUGUUCGCACUAAAUUAUGUUCGCAUGAUUGAUAACUUUUUCGGAAAAGCUUUGUGCCAUGGAGAUUCUUGUUUUAAAUUGACCUUGUUGGUGUACCAACAAGCCCUAUGGGGCUCAAAGAAACAGAUGUUUCGGCUAAUUUGGCUCGGUUAAGUCGUCACAAUUUGAAAUACCAGUUAUCAAACCAUGGUAACAAAUACAGCUGGUUUCAAUGAAUAACCAAAUAUAGGAAAGAACAAGAUAAAUAUUGGUAUGCGAUGACACUAACCUUAAUAUCUUGAGUGGUAUAAAAAGUGAGUAUAUUUGGAGCACUGACUAGUUUUGAACUGCGUAAUUUGGAGUCUUUAGCCAUAGGCACGACUUACUCCGCAUUUUCAAUAUUUAACUGCAUAGCGCAUACAUACAUCCAGUAACUUCCACAACUGUGAUGCUCGUCACCCACAUUGCUUCCCUAUUUUCUCGUACUUAUUUUCAAAGUAUAUUACAUUGAAAUGCUACUGUGCUUGUGUAAUACGUACUGACCACCUGUUCAUAAUAGUUUACAACCAUAUAAACCUAGUAUCCACACGUGACAUAAAACUUGCAUCAUUAUUGAAUUGAUUCUAACAUGCUGAGGCAAUGUUUUGAAGAGACCUACGAUCAAAUAAUAACAACCUACCCAUAUCUUCUGCUUUGAUUGAUGCUUUAUAGUAAAAACCAAGGCACAGCAAACGAAGUUGCAAAAUGUAGGACCUAUGAUGGGCAGAUAAACAUCCCAGCAUCACAGUCGCAAGUACAUGUGCACUGGGGUUUUUUGUAUUCGUGCCAAGUUUCUGUCAGACACAAACCAGGUCUAGUAAGGUUUCUAAACAAGGUGGCCCUAAUAAAUUGUUUCAUUUGGCUAGACUAAGCAUUAGUACACCUGUCAUAUCUCGUCCCAUAGAUUGUGUGGAACUACGAGUAACAAAUAAGCUUUAUGUAUGUACACUAAGAUUUCGUCUACUACCAACCCAUCAAAGCUGAUACGAAUAUCAAGUUGAGUGGAGUGAUGCUGAACGUACUUUACAAUCAAACAGAUUUCAAAUAGCACUGUCACGAAACAUCACAUUCUACUGGAUUCACGAUUAGCUUUCAACUCACAGGAAAGCACGGAUAGUUGAACUGCAUGAAAAUGUUUAGCGAAUUUUCUUGUUAUGUAGGAAAGUACUGGGCUUAUAAACACUUUAGUGAGCUCCUUAAAACUUGAUGCGCGUUGAUUUGUGGCGGAUUAUGGGUAUGAGUGUAUGUAAGUUCUCUACUCGAGACAUUCCAUAAAACCCACAUUAAGUAUGCAGAAUCUGGCUGUCAGUUAGUAUUAUCAACACAAAAGUAGCAGUCAGAUUCCAUUAGUUAGGUUCAAAUCAGUAAAAAGUACGCGUUUAUGUAUUCUUAUUUCUUACCAAUGACACUACCGGGUUACUCAAACGAAAGUAAACAUAAUUGUUCUUACUUGGUAACCAUUAAUUGAAGAUCGAGCUGCCUUGCUAUUAAAUCACAGUCUUAGCUAUAGAUGUGUUUAAAGUUUAAACAUCCGGCAAUAAAAUAACAUCUUGUGUGAAAUAUAGUAUCAAGAUACUGCUUCAGUUUGGACACCCGGGCAGUAUCACAGCCCUCACACAAAUCAAAUGAUAUUCGUGUGGCGCAUGUGUAUCUGGUGCACCCUUGUACCAAUAUCUAUGUGUUUAAAUAAAUCAAUAAAUAAAAUGUUUAGCUUAUGUGUUCGAAUCUGUCACCUUGGAAAAAUUGGGAUAGGAACGGGAAAAAAAGUGAGUUUAAAGGGACUAAAUAAAAAUACACCAAGUCCUGAAGUUAUUUCGUUUUACUAAUGCAAAAUAAAGAUUUCACAUAAAGACUUUUUCUUUAGAAAUUAGAAACUCCUUCGUACAGUUAUUAAUGUAAGACAAAGUCCUUUAUGAUACUUGCACCCGUUUAUAUUCGUAGUUCAUAUUUUGACUUGUUUUGUGGUCACAUUUAUUUGUUGAAUAACUUGUUAGGUUUUCUAAUUUUACUUUCAAAGUUUUAUUGAUCUCAAUUCCACAGCUUAUUUGCUGAGACACACUACGUUGCCUUUUUGGAAUGUACAAUACAAAGCAUUUUAUGCUUACGAUUAGUUUGUGUUUAAAAGUAGCUCUAAUCUCAUGAUAUAAGGAAGUUAUACAACAAUAAAUGGUAGACGCGUUUACAUGCACUGCUUCGCAAGAUGUUACAAACAACAGUUGUGGAUUUCGUAGACAGUCUCUCACUCCAAAUUUUCAAGCAGAAUUACAACCGUCCGAUCAGAUACAAGAACAAACAUCAUUCGACGUAGCGGGUCGCUGCAGCAUACAUGCUCAUAUAGAAGGAAUUCCAGGAAAUUACGUCCCUACUUAUGUACACUCAAAUUUCGUCCAUGGAAUUGAUUCCAUACCUUUUGUACGAUCAUGUCCGAAUAUGGGUGAUUAUCAUGCAUUCGAAAAUGUUAAUAAUGGUCAUUCAAAUAGAUUAUUUAGUAGCCAGUUCCUGACUUCGUGCCCACCUGCUAUUCCUGAGGUGCAGUCGGAUCUAUCUCAAGACGAGGAGGUUUCUCGUCCAUGUUGCUUCUGCACUUUCUGCGCCCCAGUCAUACCAAAAACACACUGUUUUGAUAUUUGCUGUUUCAAAUCAAAGUGUUUGGUCCCAACUGUUUCACCAUGCCCACCUAAUGCUCUUUUCUGCCUACUUUUCACUGGGCCUUGCAAAUGUCCUUUGUUUUCUUUCCCGCGUCACCGAGUAACUAAUGAAAAUCUUAUAAUUCUAAGCAUAAUUCAGUUGUUAUGUGGUUUCGCAGCUAUCGUCCUCUCGAGUGUUGCUUUCACCAAGUCAGUCUUUUUAUAUCAGAUGGCUACAGGAUUAUGGGCUGGGAUAUUAAUGGUGGUUACUGGAUUUCAUGGUCUUCUUGCUGCCCGUCGCCCUAUUGUAUGUGUCUUAGUAGGGUUGUUGGUGCUGUGUAUGGUUGUAAGCUUGUCUGCGUGUGUUCUCAUUUGUGUUUCUGUGGCUGGGACAAUAGAAGAUGGUUUCCUUAGCAGUACUGUUACACGGAAAGGGUUUUCACGUGAACUUACGAAAAUUUCACCAAGUCACCGCGAGAACAAAACUUUCUUUCAAAGGCACGACCCGAAGUCUUCAUUGGCGGUGUUAACAACCAGAACCCAGGAUUGGUCUGAUUUACAGCUUUCAGACUUUAAAAAUGUCCUGCGUGAAACGUCUGAUACCUACGUGCGCACAUGCCAAGUUAUUUUGCACCUCCUUUUGUUGGUAGUCGGUAUUCUAGAAGCAUCGGUCAGCCUUGCAACAUCCAUUCUCUGUUGUCGGUGUGUUUGCUCGAAUUCUCUUAAUUUGCGAUUUCAAAAUUCACGUUCAUUACGUACUAAUAUAGUGUCAUUCAAUGCCGCUACAGCUAAUCAAGCGGCUUCCGUGCUUCGAUCAGGUGCAAUAAAUGACUUUGUUGGUACUGGCAAUGUAAUAUUAGCCCUCGAUUCAGAUGUACCUACACGAAAUUAUCCCAUCAGUAAUGCUAAUGAAGUAGUUCGUAAGCCACAAAUCCACCAUACAUUAAUCCCUUUUUUAUCGGAGUUGAAUCGUCACUCAUUAAUUCUCACACAAGCAGGUACUGGUACAGUAGCUUUAUCUGCCGCUCGUGCAGCUGCCAACCUAUUCGAUUCAGAGAGCUUCGAAACUCAAGAUCGAACUUCAGUUGCUUGCUCUUCCAGCAAUGAACAGUCCUCUACUCGACAACCUGGUACCUUAAGUAGAUCUAUAUUUCGUCGUCUUAAAGGAUUGCGUCUUAUUCGUCCUAGUGAACCUCGUCCUCAUCUUCUGUAUACAACUCUCCAAGUCCCUAUAAAUGUUUCCAAUACCUCCGAUUCUUCAUCUAAUCCACUUCCGUUUUCAUCUUCUACUACGAUUGUUUAUGUGAUGCUUUCACCUACACAUGAAGAACCACCUAUGAUAUUUCCUCCCUUUCCUCCUAGUUACAAUGAGUCACAAAGGAGAUCUGGUUUGAGUGCAGCUGUUACCCGCAUUCAGCGAAACCAGCGUAUGACGUUUCAGUCGAACCCAUCUCGUCGCUAUAGGAGACGUUCAGCUGGGAUAUCUCGUCCUCGUUUCCAUUCAUCUAUACGUUCGCGUUUGUCACGACUUUUAUGUCGAAAUGCAUCACAUCAGUCUAAUCUCAGAAUUAAUAACACAUCUCGACAUUCUAGAAUGCAGUGCCACCUGUCUAGGUCUGUCGCUUCUGCUCCGAUUUCUUUUGGUGACCGAUUCAUCCAACCUGUUCUAAUAGUUGGGGACCCACCUACAAUCAGACCUACAGAAGAGCCACCUCCCAAAUAUUCUAUAUAAACUCUAAGAUGUCAGAUAUUGGUUGUAAGUUAUCAUUCUCCCUUGUGCAAAUCUACUGCAUUCCUAAUUAAUCUUUGAGUCAGCAUUUCCUGAUUUGUAAAAGUUUGUGAUUAUUUGCAUACGUAUUUGCCAUUACUAGUCUAUUUUGUUUUGCCUUUUUGUUAUUUAAACGUUUGUUACUACCUUCAAUUCAAAUAAGAACAUGUUUUUAUUUGAACAAGAUUAUUACUUGUCAAUAUUUUAGUUGUUUUUUAAGUCGUCUAAUUGGUUCAUACCUUAAUUGUAUAUUUAAAAUGUCGGUAUUACUUCUGACUUAUAUUGUCGAUAUAACAUCUUUCACUAAAGCCUUUUUAUCUUUUGUCGUCGUUAGUAAAAAUAAUUAUAUAAUAGCUGGUGGCAAGGUAAAUUGGUGAUUAUCCAUGAUAUUUGUUCUGUGCGCUAAAUUGAGAAAAACUAAAAUUCCAGCAACCAAAUACAAACUCGUGCAUUCUACUUUGAGGUAUAUUUUCUGUGAAGAUCAAAGCUACCAACGGAAUGUCCUAACCGAAGUACAUGUUACUGGGUUUGAGAUCGUGUCUGUUGUAACUACUCAAUCUUAGCUCUAUUUUGUGGGUGUUAAGUUUCAACGUUCUGACAAGGUAUUCUCAUCAAUUCUCAAUCGGCGUAGUGCUUUAUUCUUGUGAUUAACUUUCUCAUCGGUCGUAUUAUUAAGUACACUUUUAAGAAGUAAUAAAGAUCAAGGAUAAUUAUGGUUCUUCAAUUAGUAGUCCAUUUGCCUAUCAAGCUUACAUUUAAUUACAUAAUAUCAAUAAUAAAGUAUUACUUUCUCAAC
Messenger RNA from Schistosoma guineensis, 5452 nucleotides. The record is from the annotation of a GenBank genome assembly. Lineage: Eukaryota; Metazoa; Platyhelminthes; Trematoda; Strigeidida; Schistosomatidae.